Messenger RNA from Triticum aestivum (bread wheat), 1701 nucleotides. RefSeq names its product protein SMAX1-LIKE 3-like. NCBI's taxonomy places the organism in Eukaryota, Viridiplantae, Streptophyta, Magnoliopsida, Poales, Poaceae. The transcript has 3 exons. Bases 1 to 1509 code for a protein of 502 amino acids. The record is from RefSeq and is a predicted model, not a curated record.
AUGCGGGUCGCCGGCAGGCACGCGCUGGGGGAGGAGGCGAUCGCCGUGGUGCGGCAGGCAGUGAGCCUAGCGGCGCGGCGGGGGCACACGCAGGUCACCCCGCUCCACAUCGCCGGCGCAAUGCUCUCGGCCCCGGCAUCGGCAGGCAUCCUCCGCGCCGCCUGCGCCAGGUCCCACCGGCCGCAGACAAACGCGCUCGACCUCAGCGUGGCCGUGGACCUCGCGCUCGGCCGUCUCGCCAUGACCCGCCACGCUGGCGAUCCAGCGCCGUCCAACGCGUUCGUGGCCACGCUGAAGCGGGCGCAGGCGUACCCGUACCGGCGCGCGGGCGUGACCGGAGGAAUGGUCGAGCUCGAGAAGCUCGCCGUCUCCGUCCUCGACGACCCCAGCGUCCACCGUGCCGUCGUGCGCGCGGCCGGCUUCUCGAGCUCCCAGGUCAGGGCCAGCGUCGAUGCUUUGUCGGAGCAAUCAAGUAGGGUAGGUUGGGAUGUCGCCGCGAGUUCACCAAAUCAGUUUAUCGACCACGCUGGACGAGGACAACCAUCUCUGCCGGACGGAAGUGGGUAUCAAGCUAGCAAAGCAAAAUCAGGAGAGGGACGACCGGCCAUCUUUGGCGGCACCGAGCUAGACGAAACGACGGCGAGCAUUCCCCCAUGGCUUCGCCGCUACAAAGAUAAAACUCGCAUCAGAUUAACCUGCAGUGGCACCGAGCUAGACGCUGCUUGGCGCCGGCCGAAGUUCACCGAGCUCAGCGCGACAAAUUUCAGGAUCCUCUGCGAUGCGCUCGAGCUCCGCGUUCCGCGGCACAAGAAUAUCGUCCCUGGCAUAUCGAGCACGCUGCUCCGGUGCCGAUCUGGUGUGACCAGGAGGAGGGCGGGCGCUAAUCUGUUUGGCUCCUCGUCGUCAACUUGGCUGCUCUUCCUAGGAAGGGACGGUGGCAGCAAGAUGACGGUUGCUAGGGACCUCGCGAGGCUCGUGUUUGGCUCGUACGCCGAAUUCACGACCCUGCAGGUGCAGCUUAGCCCUGGCAUUCCCGCACGCGCCGUCAAGCACACCCUCAAGAGGCCGAGAUCACCGGAAAACGGCGACGAUUUCGGGGGGAGGCUAUUCGAAGCGAUUGUGGAGAACCCUCACCGAGUUAUAUUGAUCGAUGGCGUCGACCGACUGGAUCAUGAAUCGGAGGUGCGCAUCAAGAACGCCAUCGUCGGUGGAGGAAUGACGAAGGGAUGCAACGGCGGCGUGGUCAGUCUUGAGGAUGCCAUCCUAGUGCUGAGUGCCUCUGAUUUCUUGGACUCGAGGUACAUGGCUUCAUCUUCCUCCCCAUGGCCACGGGUUAAGCGGCGGUUUAAUGGACAAAACCCUGAGGAAGGUGACGCCGCGGGAAGAUCUCGUUGUCGCCAUGGCUGGGACUUGAACUUUUGUGCAGUGGAUGGAGAAGAGGAGGAGGACAAUUUGGCUGAUGACGAGGGGAUCAUGAAUGCCGUGGAUGGUGUUUUCCUUUUCAAUUAGCACGGACUAUUUAUGUUUUCCGAAUGUAUUUUGAACGGUUUUGAAUUGUUGCAUUUUUCUUUCAGAAAUAUAUUUUUUGAAUUAAGGAGGAUUUCCUUCACUCCCGUUCCCAUUUCAGAAAACCUCUGCCGCCACCUCCUGUUCUUCCUCCGGAGAUCUCAUCUAGAGUAUGUUUUGGGCUACGGAGGGGGA